AACAGCUAGCGCGGUCUCGAUCACAGGGCGGUUACUCUGCAGGCCGCGCAGCUGAUAACCAAAACCAAAACACAAUUGCUUGCCAGCGCCACUAGACACAGUCAUGGCCUCGAUUUUCGUUCCAGAACCUUCACUCCUGCCUAAUUCCACAGCUUCCGUUUCUUCUCCGGCUAAUCGGCUGUCGUGCCUGCUGCUAUGCCGUCCAGACCGACGCCUCUUCUCAAUCUCCGUCACCACGUGUCGCUCUUUGGGGCUCCGGAGGUCCUUCAAUGUCGCCGCCAGCGCCGCCUUGACGUCUAAUUCCGUACCGGAAAAGAAUGGAAUUCAUGUAGUUGGCGAUUUCAUGACGCCUAGAAAGGAUUUGCGUGUGGUUAGGCCCACAACUACUGUAGAUGAAGCUAUAGAACUUCUUGUAGAAAACAGAAUCACUGGUUUUCCAGUGAUCGACGACGACUGGAAAUUGGUCGGUCUUGUUUCAGAUUAUGACUUAUUAGCAUUGGACACCAUAUCAGGUAAUUUAAUAUGUAAAAUUAUAUCUUAGAUUAUUUUAUUUUUUUUGGUUUAUCAAAUUUUGCUUUUUCAUUCAAGUUAUCUCUAAUAGAUUUCAUGGUGUUUUCUCUCAUUUUCAUCUUCAUUUGAUUUAUGAUCAUAUCUAUGUAUCAUUUACUUGAUAGCUAGGCCACCACUUGAAGAAGGGUGAUCUGAAUCUUGUAAGAUCAGUUUGUUUGACAUGCAUUAUUUUGGCUGAUAUGCAUGAUGGUAUAUAUUAUUUUAUUUUUUGUAAACAUUUGACGUUAUUUUACAUCCAAUUAAAGUAGAUGAGGACGUUGAGGUGGAUGAGGAUAUUCUUUCUGAGGUAGGGGGUAGCUUCGAUUGAUAAUAAAAUGAGGGAAUUUAUGAUUUUCUGGUCAUAUACAGUAUGAAGAUACAAAUGUACUCUGUGAAAGAAUAAGGCGAUUCAAAGAGGAGAAUUGAACAGUAAUGGAUACCAAGAAUGGCAUUGGUGGAAUUGAUUAGGAAGGAUAUGUCCACAAGAGAUUUAGUGAAGGAUAUAGCUCUAUAUAGGAUUAAUAUUAAAUGGAAUUUGAAAAUUCCUGUGUGAAACCUGGUAAGUAUGUGAUUGGAAUCCAUGUAACGUAACCCAAAUAUUUGGGGUUACAGCUAAGCUUAACAUAAAGAAACAUUAGCGCAAAUCAUGGUGUACUCACUUUGGCUAGCAGAGUAUUUAGUUUUAUCAUUGAGAAAAAAGAGGUGUCAAAGUGUCGGGCAAGGAUGUCAUAGUAAUUCACAUCCCUUGCAAAAAGGUCAAAAUGUUAUUGUUUCCCUAUCAUUUGUUUUUAAGAAGAAAAAAAAAGGAUAAACUACAUAAAAUGGGCUGUGUAGUUUGAGGAGUUUUAUAAGUAUGAUUGUCUGGAAUAGUUGAAUAUCUUUCACAUCCUGUUUGGAACCUCUGCAGAAUAAGGAAUUCACUACUUCAGUUCAGUUGCAACUGAGUUAUAUAGGUAUGCCCUUUGAAUUCGAAUUUUUUUGGUGGGGAAAUAUUCGGAUUUCCAUACAGGUUCCAGUCUGACCAAAGUAGAUUGGAUUUUCUUAUGGUUCCAUUCAUCUGUUGUGACACUUUUUCUCAUUCUAACGAGAUCCCUGCAUCCCCUUCUAGUUUCUCCACUGCUGCCCUCCCAGUUUUUUCA
Molecule: messenger RNA, 1688 nt
Organism: Prunus avium (sweet cherry)
Lineage: Eukaryota; Viridiplantae; Streptophyta; Magnoliopsida; Rosales; Rosaceae
Source: RefSeq, a predicted model, not a curated record